Trichomonas vaginalis G3 is the source of this 828-nucleotide messenger RNA. RefSeq names its product oligosaccharyl transferase protein. The coding region runs from base 1 to 828 and encodes 275 amino acids. Gene Ontology annotation, molecular function: oligosaccharyl transferase activity. The transcript has a single exon. The record is from RefSeq and is a predicted model, not a curated record. Gene Ontology annotation, cellular component: membrane. NCBI's taxonomy places the organism in Eukaryota, Parabasalia, Trichomonadida, Trichomonadidae.
AUGAUGAAUAGGACAUUACUAGUGUUCGCACCAUUCCAGGCUUUAGUUUGCGCAGUAUCUUUCGAUAAUAUAUUAUCAAACAUUAUGAAAAAGAAGAAACAUUAUAUUAUAUUGAUUCUUUUAUUCCUAUUAUGCAUAUUUCAAUCGAAUAAUUGUACACAUUACGCAUCAGAUGUAGAGAAUUACGUUCAUUUCCAAAUUGAAACACCUCAAGGAGUAGAAUUAAGUGAUGACCAUAGAGAAUUAUACCAAUACAUCAGACACCAAGGCAAAAAUAAGCCAAAAAUUGUUUCAUUUUGGGAUAUUGCUUACCAAAUGCAAGUCUUAUCAAAUUGCGUAACAUACAAUGAUGGUAAUACUAACAAUAGAACGCAUAUGUCUAAUAUAGAAAUGAUUUAUUCAGAAAAUGAAAAUAAUGCCUGGACAAUAAGUCGUUCUUUAGAUGCAGACUAUAUAGUAGUUACUUUUGGAGGAGCAAGCAAUUAUGAGAAUGACGAUAUUAUGAAGUUCCCUCUUAUAUUACAGAAUCUUCCAAAUUUCUUUUCAAAUAUCUCUCUUUCUGAUUAUCAGAAUGAUGAUGUUUUCUUAGUUUGUCCAAAUAUGAGACCGAAAAUGUUAGAAUCCAUGUUAGUUAGAUUUUCUUAUAAUAAUUUUAAGAAAUUUACGUUCGGUAAUAAGACGAAGCCCGGGCAUGACACAAUUCGAGGCUGUGUCGUCAAGUACCAAGCUUCUAAAAUGACAAAAUUUACUGAAGCUUACACUACUUCUAAUUGGUUGCUAAGAUUAUACAAAGUCAGCCCAGACCCAAUAUGGAAUAGAGUAUACUAA